Lutra lutra (Eurasian river otter) is the source of this 1262-nucleotide messenger RNA. It is a transcript of the gene TM2D2, whose product is annotated as TM2 domain containing 2. The record is from RefSeq and is a predicted model, not a curated record. NCBI's taxonomy places the organism in Eukaryota, Metazoa, Chordata, Mammalia, Carnivora, Mustelidae. The transcript is spliced from 4 exons. The coding region runs from base 106 to 750 and encodes 214 amino acids.
AGUCCGGUUCCGCGGAAAGGCCUAACCCGGCAGGGCUUGCUUGGGUCGAAUGUGUAGGCUCGGCUUUGUGGUUGAGUCCGGGUCUCCGCCACUGGGCCCGGGAAGAUGGUGCUGGGUGGUUGCCCGGUGAGUUACUUACUUCUGUGCGGCCAAGCGGCUUUGCUGCUGGGGAAUCUACUUCUGCUGCACUGUGUCUCUCGGAGCCACUCGCACAACGCUACGGCCGAACCCGAGCUCACAUCCGCUGGCGCCGCCCACCCAGAGGGCUCUGCCGGCGCUCCGAGCUGGGAAUAUGGCGACCCCCAGUCUCCAGUCAUCCUUUGCUCUUACCUACCUGAUGAAUUUAUAGAAUGUGACGACCCAGUGGACCAUGUUGGAAAUGCAACUGCAUCCCAGGAACUCGGUUAUGGUUGUCUCAAGUUCGGUGGACAGGCCUACAGUGAUGUGGAACACACUUCUGUCCAGUGCCGGGCCCUCGAUGGGAUUGAGUGUGCCAGUCCUAGGACCUUCCUGCGGGAGAAUAAACCUUGUAUAAAGUACACGGGACACUACUUCAUAACCACUUUACUCUACUCGUUCUUCCUGGGAUGUUUCGGAGUGGACCGGUUCUGUCUGGGACACACUGGCACCGCAGUGGGGAAGCUAUUGACACUUGGAGGACUUGGGAUUUGGUGGUUUGUUGACCUUAUUUUGCUCAUUACCGGAGGGCUGAUGCCAAGUGAUGGCAGCAAUUGGUGCACUGUCUACUGAGAAGGGCUGUGGUCAUGGCCCAGAGAGGCGCGUCUUCUGAAUUCAUCUCUACAGGCGCAAAACUCUUCCUCGAUAACAGACCUAACCGUUACUUUCCUUCUUCAGAGGGAAUGGGUUUGGUUAGAAAGGUUUCUUUGGACUCUGGGUUUUCAACCCAAAUUUUAUCUUGCAGACUAGAAAUGACAAGCAAACACUGUUUGGGAAUCAAGUGUGUACCUUUCCUCACAUAUAACAUAUAAAGGAUAGUGACUAACUUAUAAGUUGCAGGGGUUUCCAUACUGUAUUUCUAUACAUUGCUGUAUCUUCAGUACAUUGGAGCAAGUGGACCCGACAAGAUGAGCAAAGUGAAUAUUUUUAGGUGCCUUUUGUGACCCUGAAUCUUCAUGCAGAGGAGAGGUGAAGCUGAACCAGUGAAGAUCUUCAGCAGAAAUAAAAUGGCCAUGGAUUUUAAUACUCACUGAAAUUCUGACUUUCUGAAUUUAAGUUGUGGAAUAAAUUUUGCCAACCUGGAA